AUGGCUCUCUCCGCCCCAAGCACAGACCCAAACACCCUCAUCGCCCUCGAAACCAGCGACGACUACAAAUUCCGCACCUUCACCGCCGAAACAGCCUGGACCCUAGGCACGGCCCUACGAACCCGUCUUCUCUCCCUCCCAGCAUCCCAACGCAAACCAGCCCUAAUCUCCAUCGCCCUCGCAACAGCUACAUCCCCCAACCCGCCACACAUUCUGUUCCAAAGCGCGACGGAAUCCGGCACGAUCCCGGAUAACGAGAACUGGGUGCGGCGCAAGCGGAAUACCGUGUUGCGCUGGGGUGUGUCUAGUUGGGCGAUGCGCAUGAAGGUGCUGGCCGGUCUGGGUGGUGCUGCUGGCGCGGACAGUGCGAGUGCUGUUGAGGAGGCGUUUGUGAAGAAGUUUGCGCUGGCGAGUUCGAGUGGGGGUGCGGUUGCGGAUGAAUUUGCUAUUCAUGGGGGUGGAUAUCCGAUUCGGGUUAGGGGGUGGAGGGGGUUGUUGCUGUUGUUGUUGUUAGUGGGUUGA
Molecule: messenger RNA, 522 nt
Organism: Penicillium cataractarum
Lineage: Eukaryota; Fungi; Ascomycota; Eurotiomycetes; Eurotiales; Aspergillaceae
Product: DUF967 domain protein
Exons: 2
Coding region: 1-522 (173 amino acids)
Biological process (GO): post-translational protein targeting to endoplasmic reticulum membrane
Cellular component (GO): TRC complex
Source: RefSeq, a predicted model, not a curated record